Messenger RNA from Hypanus sabinus (Atlantic stingray), 1470 nucleotides. RefSeq names its product deleted in malignant brain tumors 1 protein-like. Gene Ontology annotation, cellular component: membrane. The coding region runs from base 1 to 1470 and encodes 489 amino acids. The record is from RefSeq and is a predicted model, not a curated record. The transcript has 5 exons. Lineage: Eukaryota; Metazoa; Chordata; Chondrichthyes; Myliobatiformes; Dasyatidae.
AUGACGGCGAUUUCCGACUUGUAUUUUACAGUGGAUAACUGGCAUUUACGGCUUGUCAAUGGAGAGGGCCGAUGUGAUGGUCGAGUGGAGGUUUAUCACAGCGGUGUCUGGGGCAGAGUUACUGAUGAUUUGUGGGAUUUCAAAGACGCAGAUGUAGUAUGCAGACAGCUGAAGUGCGGCUCCGCAGUAAACGUUUACAACCACAGCAAGUAUGGAAUCGGGAAAGGGCCGGUGAUAAUAAAUAACAUCAGUUGCAUUGGGAAUGAGUCCCACCUCUGGAACUGCACUUUUACACAGGCGAACCAUUUACCUAUCGGUGAUGAUGUUGGUGUGUUUUGUUCUGAUAAUAUUCCGGUAAGGCUGGUGAAUGGCAAAAGUCGUUGUGCUGGAAGGGUAGAAGUUUAUUACAACGGAAUCUGGGGGACCGUCUGCGAUGAUGAUUGGGACUUAAUAGAUGCACAUGUUGCCUGCAAAGAACUGAAUUGUGGGUAUGCUGUUAAUGCCACGAAGUCCAGUUGGUAUGGCCAAGGUUCUGGUCCUAUUUGGAUGGACAACCUCAAGUGUUCAGCGAAUAAUUCGGCCUUAUGGAAAUGUCUGGAGAGUCCAUGGGGCGAGAACGAUUGUAUUCACAAAGAAGAUGCUGGAGUAAUCUGUUCCGAUCACAAGGAGAUAAGGUUGGCAAAUGGAAAGAGACCCUGCGAAGGCAGACUUGAGGUUUUCUUUAACGGAACAUGGGGAACAGUUUGCUCUGAUUCGUUUGGCAUGGAGAAUGCACAAGUCGUUUGCUCCCAGCUCAACUGCGGCACAGCUAAAUUAGUAGAAAACAGCGCGGCAUUCGAAGAGGGCACUGGACCAAUCUGGUUGGAUGACGUGAGAUGUCGGUUGGGCGACUCACUAUUAUGGCAAUGCCCAUCUUCACCAUGGGGCCAACACAACUGCCAACACAGGGAGGAUGUUGGAGUCGUUUGUUCAGGAUUAUGGCCAUCGACACCCCAGAUUGAGAUGGUGAAGGUGGCAAGGAUAAUAGACCCAUCUCCAAAAGAUUCCGAUCUGCGGCUCGUGGCCGGGUUCGAUAAUUGCUCAGGAAGAAUCGAAGUUUUCUUCAGUGGGACUUGGGGGACGGUGUGCGACGAUUCCUGGGACAGCAAUGAUGCUGCUGUUGUUUGUCGCCAAUUAAACUGUGGGGAUCCAGUCCUGGCUUUCGGAGCGAUGUUGUUCCCCCAUGGAAACGGCAAUAUUUGGAUGGACGAGGUUAAGUGCAAAGGAAGUGAGAGGUUCCUGUGGGAUUGCCAGUUUUCUUCAAUGCGUCAUCAUGACUGUGGGGACAAAGAAACCGUCGGUGUGAUAUGUUCUGGUCUGUAUUGUCAUUAUGCCUCUGAUUUUUGUCAGUUAUACAUAUUGCCGAAAUUUGUCACUACCACUGUUCCGCAACGCUGCAAGGAACCUCAUGGGUUCGAAUGCGUACUGUAA